AUGUUCAAAGCGGCAAGUCGUAAUUGGAGAAAUGUGUAUCAGAUUCUUUCCGGUCGUCAGGAUCCUUCAACUGUUGUCUUCAAGGGCACAAAGGAAUAUUAUAUACAGUUAUAUUCCUAUGGCAGCAUGAACAACAGCAUGCGCUUAGCAAAUUAUCUGAAGGUGUUAGUGGUGAGACACCCACUAGAGAGACUCGUGUCGGCGUACAAGGAACAAGUUUUGUUUCGGCAUUUAGGUCCCAGAGUGAAAACUUAUAUGAACCAGCAAUAUAAGAGGAACAUUACUUUGCAAAAACAUAUUUCCUUUUCGGAUUUCCUGCAGUAUAUAGCGGACAAUGGACCAAACAAUGCCCACUGGGCUUUGGUCGAGGAUUUUUGCAAACCCUGUGACGUUCAGUAUGAUGUCAUCGUUCAUCAUGAAGAUCUUUCGACCGACGCGCCUAAUGUCAUGCGUCUACUUGGCGCCGAACACUUGAUAGCACAAUUCCCGUCAUCUCAUCGCGAGAUCGAGGUCUACCACAACGAGACUCUCAUACAAAAAUACUACAGCGGGAUAGAUAGAAAACUGCUUCAAAAGGUCUGGGGUAUUUACAAAGAAGAGGCAAGCUUCCUCGGAUAUGAAUUAGAUCUUUGA
Messenger RNA from Lingula anatina, 633 nucleotides. RefSeq names its product carbohydrate sulfotransferase 10-like. Lineage: Eukaryota; Metazoa; Brachiopoda; Lingulata; Lingulida; Lingulidae. The record is from RefSeq and is a predicted model, not a curated record.